Molecule: messenger RNA, 4818 nt
Organism: Aureococcus anophagefferens
Lineage: Eukaryota; Pelagophyceae; Pelagomonadales; Pelagomonadaceae
Gene: ARS16
Product: putative arylsulfatase
Exons: 2
Coding region: 1-4818 (1605 amino acids)
Molecular function (GO): protein binding
Source: RefSeq, a predicted model, not a curated record
AUGCUCGCGCAGCCCAGCGAGGCGCCGCGGCGGCGCUGGCCCGCGCGGAGCGUCGCGCUCCUGGGCCUGGGCCUCGUCGGCGCGCGGGUCGUCGCGCACGCGCGCCUCGGGGCGCUGCCGGCGCUCUACGCGCGCUACGCCGCCGCCGACGACGCGCCCCCCGCGGGCGGCGGCGCCGACGAGACGGAGACGGACGACGCCGCGGCGCGCGCGGACGGCGACGACGGCUUCGCGUCGCGCGGGGGCCUGCUCGCGACGACGGACUCGGCGAAGCCCCACGUGCUCUUCGUCCUCGUCGACGACAUGGGCUCCAACGACGUCGGCUACCAGUCGCACGACAUGGUCGGCGUGACGCCGUUCAUCGACGGCCUCGCGGAGCAGGGCGUGCGACUGAAGGAGUACUACUCCAUGCACAUGUGCACGCCGGCGCGCGCCGCGCUCAUGAGCGGCCACUACCCCAUGCGCAUCGGCAUGCAGCUCGAGAACAUCAAGCCGGAUUCGCCCUGGGGCAUGCCCCGGGAAUUGACGACGAUGGCCGAGACGUUGAAGAACCUGGGCUACAACACGCACGGCGUGGGCAAGUGGGGCCUGGGCCACUCCCAGCACGGGUUCCUGCCCGUGAACCGGGGCUUCGACACGUGGUACGGCUACCUGAGCGACGAGAUCGACUACUACAGCCACGAGUACCCCGCGCCGUUCGAGACCGUCGAGGACGGCGCGACGGUCAUGGCGUCCUUCACGGACUACGUCUUCAUGGAGCGGUCGCGGCCCUACGACCUCCAGUACAUGCCGGACCUCAACGGCACGCACAGCUCCGAGCUCUACACGCAGCGCGUGCAGCAGAUCGUGAAGAGCGCGAACGCGAGCCGCGAGCCGCUCUUCGUCUACUACGCGUCGCAGAUGACGCACGGGCCCCUGGACGUGCCGCCGCGGUCCGCGUUCUCCGACGCCGAGUGGGCGCGCAUCGGCGCCGACAUCAAGGGCACGGUGCGCCGCAAGUUCGCGUCGCUCCUGCUCGCGCUCGACCAGUCCGUCGGCCGCGUCGUCGAGGAGAUGAAGCGGUCCGACGUCUGGCGCGACACGUUGUUUGUGUUCGCCUCGGACAACGGCGGCUGCUGGGCCCAGGGCGGCACGAACUACCCGCUGCGGGGCGGCAAGCACUUCCUCUGGGAGGGCGGCGUGAAGGUGCCCGCGUUCGUCUACAGCGAGCUGAUCCCGUCGUCGUACCGGAACCGGGCGCACCGGGGCCUCUUCCACGUGACGGACUGGUACCCGACCCUCGUGAAGCUCGUCGCGUCGUCGAACUCGGUGCUCGCGUCGACGAACGACGACGACGACGAGACGACGACCGCGCUCGAGAAGGUCGACGACUUGGACGGCUUCUUCCAGUGGGAGGCGCUCAUGGGCCUCGCGGACCCGCCGCGCGUCGAGGUGCCCAUCAACGUCCAGUCCUACGCCUUCACGUGCACGGGGCCCAACGGCACGCUGCUGCAGGACGCGGACUCUUUGGGAGCGGUGUCGGACUGCGCGGACCCGUGGCACAUCCUGGUGCGCCAGGGCAACGCGACGCGCGCGGCGCUCCGCUACGGCGACUGGAAGCUCCUCGUCAACGAGUUCGCCGAGCCCUGGUACGGCGUCCCCGCGGAGGGCGCGGACGCGCUCGGGCUGGACCUCGCGGACGGGUCCGCGGACCUCGGGGACGACGAGGGGCCCAUGGACAACUGCGGCACGGCCGUCGGCACCGAGGCCCACACCUACCUCUUCGACCUGAAGAACGACCCCUCCGAGACCAUGGACCUCUCCGGCGAGAAGCCCGAGGUCCGCGACGCGCUGAAAGCCCGGCUCACGGAGCUCAUGGCCACGGAGGCCGCGUCCAUCUGGAAGGCGGAGACGUCCGAGGCCUACGGCGCCUGGGCGAGCCACCACAACUGCAUCAGCCCCUGGAUCGACGCGAGGUGCCCCGGCGCGGCGUCGACGCCUGGGUCGACGCCGCGUCUGUCGGCGGUCUGCGAGCUCGCGUUUCCCGAGGGGUCGUCGCCGGCGGAGCCGGACGUCGUCGUCUGGACGGGCGAGAAGUACGAGCGCUACGCGGGGCGGCGGUCGACGGAGGCGCUCAUGCAAGCCAUACUCGAGGCCGGGCAGCGCGUCGCGUCGCCGGCGGCGGCGGCGGCGGAGGUCGCUUUUGACUCGACCGUCUCAGACCUCGGAGCCUCGGGUGCGGACGCGAGGGACUGGAAGGCGACGCUGCUUCGGAGUCUGUCCCUGUUCGGGAGGAUCGGACCGCGCAUGGGGCCCGACGCGCAGAAGCCCAUCGUCGAGGAGAUCACGCGGGGCCUCGAGACGUGCUUCGAGGCCGUCGCGUCGCGAAGCGACCCCAAAAGGGCGGAGCUGCUCGUGGGCCUCGCGCGGACGGGGCAUUACGAGCUCGCGCUGCGCUUCGAGGCGCGCCUCGACGAGCGGUUCGGCAGCGCGCCGCCGCCGCCGGACGGGGCGACGCCGCUCUUCGUCGCGGCGCUCGGAGGUAGUCUCGCGCGCGUCGAGGCCCUGCUCGCGACGCCGGACGUGGACGUGGACUCGACGACGGUGGACGGUCGCACGCCGCUCUUCGCCGCGGCGAGCAACGGCCGCGCGGACGUCGUGCGGGCGCUGCUUCGGGCGGGCGCGAGCGUCGAGCGCGACGCGUGGACGCCGUUGCGCGUCGCGAGCCAGGAGGGGCACGUCGCGAGGGCGUGGGAGCUGCUCGAGGAGGCAGGGGUGGGGGACGACCCGGACGUGGCGCCUGUCGAUGCGCUGCCGCCGCGCGGGGCCGCGCGCCGCCCGAAGAUCAUCCACCUCACCGACAAGUCGCGCGCCGCCGUCCCGCCCAAGGUCUUCGCGCAGUUCCGUCGCUUCGCGCCCGACCACGAGGUGCGAUUCUACGACGACGAGGCGUGCCGAGCCUACCUCGCGACGCACUUCCCGCCCGCCGUCGUGGCCAAGUACCUGGAGCUCGACAUGCCGGCGCACCGAGCCGACCUCUUCCGCUACGGAGUCAUGUUCGUCGAGGGAGGCGUCUACCUCGACGUCAAGACCGUCCUCGUGCGCCCCUUGGACGAGGCGUUCCCGGACGAGGCGCGGCUCUACACCGUCCUGUCGAAGCACGCCGGGCGCAUCCACCAAGGCAUCCUCGCGAGCCCUCCCCGCAACCGGAUCUUCGCGCGAGUCAUCGAACUCGCGCUGGCGACGCCGCGCUUCGAGGGGCAGGGCGCGACUCUGAGCGAGUGGGACAAGGCGCUCUACCACUCGUUCACGGAGCAGUUCUACGACGUCCUGCGCGCGCAGGCCGCGCCGCUCGUCGUAGGCUCGCUGAGCGGGACGAACGUGACCCUGCACGCGGAGCGGUGCUUCGACGUCGGAGACGGCGGCUGCGCUCGCGGCGACCGCUACGGCGACUGCUGCACCGUUCGCGACGCCGCGGACCGGAUCCAUUUCGUGACGCGCUUCCAGGACUACCGACUCGACGAGUCGAUGGACAAAAUGCGGCUGGCUUCGGAGCUCGCCGAGGCCGGUCGGCGCGACGAAGAAAAAGAAGCGCUCUACUCCGCGGUGGACGCGCACCAGGGCAACUGGAGAGCGAUGCUCCUCUGGGGUCUGGCCCUCCUCGGGAAGCCCCCAGCGGCCGAUCGGGGACAAUCCCCAACCUUCGAAAGGGCCAUGUGGGCCCUCCAACUCUGCGCGGCCGCCGUGGCGUCGCCGGAGCCGGCCGCGGUCGCGAUCGCCCGCAGGGCGGAGAUGCUCGAGCUGCUCGCGCAGUCGGGCCACCACGACCUCGCGCGGAGCUUCGAGCUCUUCUUCGACGAAAGGAUGGCCAGCGCGCCGCCGCCGGCGGCCGCGGCCGCGGCCCUCGAAGAGGCGCGAGACGCAUACGUCACGCUCGUCACCUCGGACCCGUUGUACGGGGUCGGGGCGGAGGUCCUCGGCCUCUCGAUCCAAGCCGCGGAAGCCGAGCGGAUGGAAGGGCUCGGCGGCCGUGGGGAGACGCGGGCCUUGGUCGCGCUCGUGUCGAACGAGCCCGAGAUGGACGGCGCGGCUCGCAGGCUCGCGGCGGUCGGCUACGACGAGGUGCUCCGCGUCGAGACCCUGUCGUGCGCCCCGCUGCGCGGCCCCGCCGAGGUCCCCGAACGCUUCGAGACCGCCUGCACCAAGCUGCACGUCUUUAACCUCACGCGGUUCCGCACCGUCCUCUACCUCGACGCGGACGCCGUCGUGACGCACGAAACCGCGACGUCCCUCUUCGACCGCCAACUGACGAGCGAGCGCCCGCUGGCCGCCGCGCCCGACGCCCCGGCAUCGUCCCUCUUCAACACGGGGGUCCUCGUCCUGAAGCCGAGCGCCGAGCUCUUCGCCGCGCUCCUCGACGGCCUCGACGGCGGCGACUCGUACGACGGCGCCGACCAGGGCUACCUCAACGGCGUCUUCUCGGAGUGGUACGCAUGGAGCGCGACGCAUCGGCUCUCCCCGCGCUUCAACCUCCUCCAGAUCGUGAGCUUCGCCCACGAGCCAACGUUCCGCCACUACGAGCGCCAAGGCGUCGCCGUCUUCCAAUUCGUCGGAGGCGACAAGCCGUGGCUCCCCGCGCACGCCCGCGCCCGGCCCACCGACGGCACCCCGACGGAGCCCUACCACCGGAUGUGGCGCAGCCUCGCCGACGAAAGCUGGGCCAUCACGACGGGACAGCGCGAGCUGAGCGCCAACGCGUGGGCAGGCGCGUGGAAGCAGCUCCAUCGCGAUAUUCACGCGCGCGCGCCGCGCGCCUCGAGGCCCUCCGCCCGAGGAUGA